Messenger RNA from Rhineura floridana, 7099 nucleotides. It is a transcript of the gene MAGI1, whose product is annotated as membrane associated guanylate kinase, WW and PDZ domain containing 1. The coding region runs from base 754 to 5220 and encodes 1488 amino acids. Gene Ontology annotation, cellular component: cytoplasm. Gene Ontology annotation, molecular function: protein binding. Lineage: Eukaryota; Metazoa; Chordata; Lepidosauria; Squamata; Rhineuridae. Gene Ontology annotation, biological process: signal transduction. The record is from RefSeq and is a predicted model, not a curated record. The transcript is spliced from 24 exons.
AGCGCUCACAUGCCUAGAACAGCGAGGACUCCCGAGCUUUUCUCCAACGGGAGGAGACGAGGGAACAGGGGGGAGGAGUGUCGGCCGGGCGCCUGCGCCAGCGGUUCCUAUCGCUGCUCUCUCUCGCUUUGCUUGGUCUUGGUGGAACCGACGGGAGUGAAAUGUAACAAAACAAGCGGCGUCUUUGUAUGCGCUUAAAGGAGCCGUGGCCGCUUGAAGCCAAAACUGAGGAGGAGGGAAAGGGGGAAGAAAGUGGCUAGGAGAAAGAAGUGAAGGCAAGAGCUUGCACGUUCCCAGGUGGGACGAAGGGUUCGGGACCAGAAGCUGCACUGGGGAAACUGUGCCGGAGAGCAGGAUUACUUAACGAGACGAAGGACAGAAGGCUCCCCUGAAGGAGAGGGGGAGGAAGAGAGCCUUUCAAAGCGUCAGGACAGCAGGAGAACGUCUAGGGGACUAUCUGGAGUGAUCAAAGCUGGGUUUGCGGAGCUGGGAUGGGAACAAUGCUGGCGGAGGAGGCGGUGGCUGCGGGCAGGAACCGGGCAAAGUUUGCUCUAUGAUGGCUUGAACGGGGCGGCUGGAAAGUUGCAGGGAGCGCCCGGGGAAGGCUUGUUCUAUGCCCCCAGCGGGCUGACUCCCUUGCUCGGAGCAGCCAGCUGUGUGUCUGUCUGUCUGGUCCGUCAUCGGUCCUUUUAUUUAUAGUUUUCUGCUCUUAGAUUUUUUUUUAAAAUUAUCUAGUUAAACUUUGCGAUCGCCAUGUCGAAAGUGAUCCAAAAGAAGAACCACUGGACGACCAAGGUGCACCAAUGCACGGUCAGCCGCGGGGCUCAGGGCCUGCUCGGGGUCACCAUCCUGGGGGGAGCGGAGUAUGGAGAGUUUCCUUACGUCGGGGCAGCGGCGGAGGACGGUGAGGGGGAGACGGCGCUUCUCGGCGGAGGCGAAGGGAAACUCGGCGAAGGGGAGCUCUUGUUGGAGGUGCAGGGCAUCCGGGUGUCGGGCUUGCCCCGCUACGACGUGCUGGGAGUUAUUCGGAGCUGCAAGGAUCCCAUCGUUUUCAAAGCCGUCAGACAAGGAAGUCGUCUGAACAAAGAUCUGAGACAUUAUCUCAACCAGAGGUUUCAAAAAGGAUCUCCAGAUCACGAGCUGCAACAGACUAUCAGAGAUAACCUUUAUCGCCAUGCUGUGCCUUGCACAACACGUCCUCCACGAGAAGGAGAAGUGCCUGGUGUGGACUAUAACUUUCUAACUGUGGGGGAGUUUCUUGAGCUUGAGAAAAGUGGGACUCUUCUUGAAGUUGGGACCUAUGAAGGUAACUAUUAUGGAACACCCAAGCCUCCCAGCCAACCCCUCAGUGGGAAAGUGAAUAAUACUGAUGCUUUGCAAAACCUCCAAUCCGGCUCCAAGCAGUCGACCCCCAAACGAACCAAGUCUUACAAUGAUAUGCAAAAUGCUGGCAUAGUGCAUACAGAGAAUGAAGAGGAAGAGGAUGUCCCUGAAAUGAACAGUAGCUUUACAGCAGACUCUGGUGAACACGACGAGCACAAUACCCACAGUAUAAGAGACUCAGCUUCCCCAUCUGUGAAUAGCAGCAUCACCACCGUCCCCACCACGGAACCUUCUCAGAAGCUCCCUCAAUACCUACCUCCUUGUGCAGAGGAAAACUUGGGUCCUCUGCCUGAAAAUUGGGAGAUGGCCUAUACAGAGAAUGGAGAAGUCUACUUUAUAGACCAUAACACUAAAACAACAUCUUGGCUAGACCCACGGUGCCUGAACAAACAGCAAAAGCCUCUAGAAGAAUGUGAAGAUGAUGAAGGGGUACACACGGAGGAACUGGACAGUGAACUAGAACUACCUACUGGUUGGGAAAAGAUUGAAGAUCCUGUGUAUGGUGUCUACUAUGUAGACCAUAUCAACCGUAAAACACAAUAUGAAAACCCGGUUUUGGAAGCUAAACGGAAAAAACAGCUUGAGCAACAGCAGCAGCAGCAACAACCACCACCACAACCAGCAGAAGAAUGGACAGCAGAGCAUCCCCCUCUUGCACCUCCUGCUAUUCCAAAUCAUGCUCCCAACAACCAGGAGACAGUUCGAGAUGCUCCAGUACAAGCAGGAAAACCAUUUUUCACACGGAAUCCAUCUGAACUGAAAGGAAAGUUCAUUCACACCAAACUGAGGAAAAGCACCAGGGGUUUUGGUUUCACUGUUGUCGGUGGGGAUGAACCAGAUGAAUUUCUUCAGAUAAAGAGUUUGGUGCUUGAUGGCCCUGCAGCUCUGGAUGGCAAAAUGGAAACAGGGGAUGUUAUUGUCAGUGUGAAUGACACAUGUGUGCUGGGCCACACACAUGCUCAAGUUGUCAAAAUCUUCCAGUCAAUUCCCAUCGGUGCCAGCGUGGAUCUAGAACUCUGCCGAGGCUAUCCUCUGCCUUUUGACCCAGAUGAUCCCAACACAAGCCUGGUAACAUCUGUGGCCAUUUUGGAUAAAGAACCAAUAAUUGUGAAUGGACAAGAAAACUAUGACUCUCCAGCAAGCCACGGUAGUAAAACAGGGAAAGUAAAUGGGAUGAAGGAGCCCAGGCCCAGCAGUCCCGCUGAGGUUUCUUCAAAUGGAUCCCAUGGCUACCCUAAUGACACCGUCUCUUUGGCUUCUUCUAUAGCAACGCAACCUGAACUCAUAACUGUACAUAUAAUUAAAGGGCCCAUGGGCUUUGGCUUUACUAUAGCAGACAGUCCUGGGGGUGGGGGACAGAGAGUGAAGCAAAUUGUUGACAGCCCAAGGUGCCGAGGCCUAAAAGAAGGGGAUCUUAUAGUUGAAGUCAACAAGAAGAAUGUCCAGAAUCUAACUCAUAACCAAGUUGUGGAUAUGCUGAUCGAAUGUCCUAAAGGAAGUGAGGUGACAUUGCUUGUGCAGCGAGGAGGACUGCCAGCCCCAAAGAAGAGUCCAAAGUCGCAACCGCUUGAAAGGAAAGACAGCCAAAACAGCUCUCAGCACAGCGUCUCCAGCCAGCAUAGCACACACACUGCUUCACCUGUCCACAGCACUCAGGUGCUUCCUGACUAUCCUGCCACUGAAGCACCAGCUGUGGAUCAACCAGACAACGCUGGGCAGAAGAAGCCAGAUCCUUUCAAAAUCUGGGCCCAGUCCAGGAGCAUGUAUGAAAGCAGACCUAUGUCACCUUCGCCUGCGACUGGACUGAGCAAGGGUGAAAGAGAGAGAGAAAUCAAUUCCACGAAUUUUGGAGAAUUUCCAGAUUAUCAAGAGCAGGAUAUUUUUCUAUGGAGAAAGGAAACUGGAUUUGGGUUUAGGAUUCUUGGUGGAAAUGAGCCUGGAGAACCUAUUUAUAUUGGUCACAUUGUGCCACUGGGUGCUGCAGAUGCCGAUGGUCGCCUGAGAUCUGGGGAUGAAUUAAUCUGCGUGGAUGGAACACCCGUUGUCGGGAAAUCUCAUCAGCUUGUAGUCCAGCUUAUGCAACAGGCUGCCAAACAAGGCCAUGUCAAUUUGACUGUCAGGCGCAAAGUGGUGAACACAGUUCCAAAAGCAGAGAAUGAGGUCCCCUCCCCAGCCUCAUCUCAUCAUAGCAGCAACCAGCCUGCUUCUCUAACAGAGGAGAAACGCACUCCACAGGGGAGCCAGAACUCACUCAACACAGUCAGUUCCGGCAGCGGCAGCACCAGUGGGAUUGGUAGUGGAGGUGGUGGAGGCAGCGGAGUGGUCAGCACUGUGGUGCAGCCCUACGAUGUGGAAAUACGUCGGGGAGAGAAUGAAGGCUUUGGCUUUGUCAUUGUUUCUUCAGUUAGUCGGCCAGAAGCUGGAACAACUUUUGCAGGCAAUGCAUGUGUGGCCAUGCCUCACAAAAUAGGUCGGAUUAUUGAGGGAAGCCCAGCAGACCGCUGUGGGAAGCUGAAAGUGGGGGACCGGAUAUUGGCCGUUAAUGGAUGCUCCAUCACCAACAAAUCACAUUCGGACAUCGUCAACCUAAUUAAAGAAGCGGGAAAUAUGGUUACUCUGCGCAUUAUUCCAGGGGAUGAAUCCUCCAAUGCAACUUUAUUGACCAACGCGGAAAAAAUUGCUACAAUUACAACCACACAUACUCCUCAACAAAUGCCACAGGAGACCAGGAACAACACAAAAUCAAAGCAGGAGUCCCAAUUCGAUUUCAAACCACCCACAGCCUCACAGCCUGAUCAGGAUUUUUACACGGUUGAGCUUGAAAGAGGAGCCAAAGGGUUUGGCUUUAGUCUGCGAGGGGGCCGGGAAUAUAACAUGGAUCUCUAUGUGUUGCGGUUAGCAGAGGAUGGUCCUGCUGAGAGAUGUGGAAAAAUGAGGAUUGGUGAUGAGAUCCUGGAGAUCAAUGGAGAAACUACAAAGAACAUGAAGCAUGCCCGAGCCAUAGAACUAAUUAAAAAUGGUGGCCGCAAAGUUCUCCUGUUUCUCAAACGUGGAGAUGGCUCUGUACCAGAAUAUGACCCCAGCAGUGACAGGAACAGUCCAGCCACAGGUUCACAAAAUGUAUCGGAAAUGAAAAACAUGCCAUCUGACAGAAGACAACACUCAUUAUUGGAGCCCAGUUAUCCACCAGAUCUUCACAAAUCAUCACAACAUGGAGACAAGCGGAUAUAUAUUAAAGACCCAAAAGGCAGCAGAGAAUUUGGCAGACAAUCCAAUGAGCACCACACAUGGAAUGGAACUUCUAAAAACAGCAAUAGCAUAACAGGCAGGAAAAAAGACAGGUCACCAGAAGGAAGGCGAGACCGGCAACCAGAGAGGAUGGUGGUGAUCAACGGACAAAAACGGAAAUCUCCAGAGAAGAGGAGGGAAGGUACUAGGAGUGCUGACAAUACUUUGGAGAGAAGGGAAAGACACGAGAAGAGGAGAGACUUUUCUCCAGAGAGACGAAGAGAGAGGUCACCAACUCACAGGAGGGAUGGCUCACCUAGCAGAAGGAGGCGGUCACUCGAAAGGCUAAUGGAUCAACGGAGGUCACCAGACAGGAAGAGAGAGAACUCACCCCCUGAAAGGAGGGCAAAAUCAACUGACAGGAGAAGGGAGAGGACCCCAGAACGGAGGAGAGAGCGGUCUCCUGACAAAAGGAAUAGAGAUGACAGAAUUGGCUUCAGGGAGAAGGAAGAGCGCCUUCUGAAAUAUGACACUAAUAAGAAUAAUAGGCACCCACCUGAGCAAAGACGGCGACCCUAUAAAGAAUGCAGUACUGACCUCAGUAUUUAAUGGUUCUUAUGGGCACAGUUGUGGCCUUCCUAGCAUUCAGAAUUCCCAAGAGCAAAGGAAACAACCUAAAAUCCAUUUUGGUUCCUCACAUCAAAUGCCUCCAACAGCAACAAUAUAGAUGAAAUUGAAUCAUGAGAAUAUGUACGUGUAUGAUGGCAUUAAAGUAUUUUCCAAUGUAUUCAUUAAAAAAAAAUCGCCAAAUGUUCAUCCUCAAGGAUUAUGAAAGUUGUGUUCUUCCAUAAUCAGUGACCAUAAUGAGCAUAAAUCUUUCCAUUGAUAACUUCUUGUUGCAUUGUCCCUUUCCUAGUUACUUGAAGAGCAAGCCAACAAUGGUAAAGAGUUUUAUGAUCAACCACACUGAUGUGCUUUCAUUGUGAUUCACUGCAAUGAUGUAUGUGGGAUUUUCUAAAGGAUGGGUUGGAGGAAGAGCGGGGGCUAUCAUUAAAAACUGAGAACUACUGUGGUUGGAGGUUUUUGUUAUUUUAUUUACAAAUAAACGUAUUGCUAAAAUUAAGAACUAUUUGAAAAGACUACUAUUGGGAUGAAGGAUAUUUAUACAGUUCCAUACAGCACAAUAUGUUAAGGCGUUUAUAGUGUGUUCCAUGAACAAUAUGUACUUUUGGGUCUCCUUUAAAAGGAAGCAAGAUGGCCAAGGACUGGGAGCCAUUUUGUACUUUGUCAUGCAUGGGAUCAACCAUCAAGUUUUUCAUUUCUGCAACACUUAACAAUAUUUCACAACUGCAGUACCACUGUGAGUCUUCUUCAACUGGUAGGACUGGGCAGAUGAAAUUGGAGUCUGCAUGAUAUCAUUUGUCUACUCUGAAGAGAAGUUUAUAUUAAGUUUGGUUCCUGAAUCAAGAUGCAUUUUGAGGAACAAAUGUUCUUUUCACAGACUGAGUUUUAAUGCCUUCCAUUCAGGCUAAAUGUUUUUAUUACUAUUAUUGCCAAAUGGAGCUGCCUCUAUUAUUCUCUUUUUCUUUUCCGUUUACCAAUUCACUCUUCCUUGAGACAAAAGUGCAUUUGCAAAGAAAACACGAUGUGUCAAGGACUGUCAAAAGAAGCAGUAGCUGGAAAGCUUGGUUUUGAGGUUCCAAUGCCUAAAUAUAGUAUAUGCUAUACUUUGGACUAUAAAGAAUACAGGAAAAAAAAUACAAGGUUCUGGUUUUUUUAAAUGGCAAGUUUGUGUGGUAAGUCUGCUGUAGUACUGAUUUGAGAUAUUAAUGGAUUACUGCCUAGCUGAGCCAAAACGUUUGCCGUUACUGUUGGACCACUAAAGGUUUAAAACUGCUGCUUUUUAUUUUACAGUGCAUUGAUGUGUACAUGUGUACUGUUUCACCAUCUUUUCCACACACACAUACACACAGAUUAAGGAUUACAAGUCUAUCACUGUUGUUGCCAUGGUACUGUAAAGAAAAGGGGGGGAAAAGAUGGCCAAUCAUUGUAUGUACAGAGUUUAAAUUGUAAUUAAUAGAGCCUGUUGAAAACAAAAACUGUUGCCUUUUUUCUUGUAUAAAAGAGACUUUAUGACAAAAUUUAGCUGUGGGGAAUGUGCUAAGUGUUUAUAUUUCUGGGGGGGAAAGGAACAAAUUGAUUCAUGAGGAUAUAUUUUAAUGUAAACUGAAUCAGGUAUGUAAAGCUGUUUUAAACAGGAGACUAUAUAAGUAACUCUGAAGCUUUUGUUCGUUUGAAUAUCAUAUCUUUCCUCAUGGUGGUGGUGGUGGUGGGGGCUGCCUGUUUGACUCUUAGGCACUUGUAUGCAGUCGGUGUUCUUUGGUCAUCAUUUCUUGCAGUGUGCUAUAGUCAUAAUGCUCUCUUCUGUGUUGAUGAAAAAGAGUAUGUGGGCCAAUCUUUUUUAUAAAACACUAUGCAUAUAUAAAUA